GGUGGGAGGUGAAGGUCACUGAUUUGUUUGGGUUUGCUUUGGCCAAUUGUCAGCCAAGACCUUGAUUUCUGUUACUUGUGAAUAUUCCUGGUUUGUUUUUCCUGGCUGAAUCCAUCUUUUUAUCUGUUCCAGUGGAGAGCUGAGCUGGCAUUGUCCUCCCUGCUUUUAUUUCCAUUGAGUUUUUAGGGGUGGGCAGGCAGAGGAUUCCUUUUGGGCAGGGCUGCAUCUGCCUGCAGGAUCUCAGCUGGACUCCCUGCUCCUCCCAGUGCAAAUGCCUUAACUCAGGAGCAGAUUUCCCUGCUCUGUCAGACCUGUUCAGUGACAAAAGUCACUACAUUUUCUGUCACUAAACAGAACUAAACUCAACUCAAGUGUUCUGUUUAGUGACAGGAAAUUUAGUGACUGAGACAAAGUCUUGAGAUCCAAGGAGCAAAGAGGGAAGUCACUGGGAGGUGUCCUGGAGGAGGAAAAGCAAAUCCUUCAUUCUUUGCUCUAUUGGGCAGUUUUAAAUACAGACAUUUGCAAUUGUUUCUAAGUGAAAUUUGCCAAACAGAAUGAAAGAAGAGGGAUUUCCUCCAACACCUCAGAAGGGCUGUAGUGCCCACAACUGCCACGUGGUCCAGGGAUGGGCUGGUGACACACAGAGUGCCCCUUUGCCAGCUUGUCCUUCCAAAGCCCUUUCCUCGUGCUGCACAGGCCCUUCCCAGUGGAUUCCCUGUGGAAUCCAGCCCAGAAUUUGUUCAUUAAAUGCCUGGUGCAGCUGAAUGAGAAAAGUUGGAUUUAAGGAGGGCUUGGUAGUCAAAAACCUUCAAAAGCCAAAACUCGAAAUGAAAAUGAGGAAGUGAUUGAAGGAGUGGUUGGUAGUCAAAACCUUCAGAACCCAAAGUUCUAAAUGGAGAUGGAAAAAGUGAUUGAAGGAGUGGUUGGUAGUCAAAAACCUUCAAAACCCAAAGCUCUGAAUGAAAAUAAAAAAAGUGAUUUAAGAAGUGGUUGGUAGUCAAAGCCCUUAAGACACAAAACUCUAAAUGCAAGGGUUCCUUUCUAUUACAAUUACCCUUUUUAAGACUGUUCACAGAGUGGAUGAACAAGGUAUCUUGUGCCCUGCAGGGCCUGGGGCACACCCUGAGCCCUUGUGGAGCUGUUGUUUCUCCUCCUCCUGCUCCAGGCCACAGGUGCCCCCCGGCCAGGAGCGGCCAUCGCUGCGUGGCCGACAGUUCCAACCUCUACGUCUUCGGGGGCUACAAUCCCGACUACGAUGAGUCUGGGGGCCCAGAGAACGAGGACUACCCCCUCUUCAGGGAGCUCUGGAGGUACAACUUUGCCACAGACACCUGGCACCAGAUGGGCACCGAAGGCUACAUGCCCAGGGAGCUGGCCUCCAUGUCACUUGUCUUACAUGGCAACAACCUCCUGGUGUUUGGGGGCACCGGGAUCCCCUUCGGAGAGAGCAACGGCAACGACGUCCACGUGUGCAACGUCAAGUACAAGAGAUGGGCUCUGCUCAGCUGCCGCGGCAAGAAACCCAACCGCAUCUACGGCCAGGCCAUGGCCAUCAUCAAUGGGUGUCUCUACGUGUUUGGAGGAACAACUGGCUACAUUUACAGCACUGACCUCCACAAGCUGGACCUCAACACCCGGGAAUGGAUCCAGCUGAAGCCAAACAAUAUGUCCUGUGACAUGCCAGAGGAGAGGUACAGACAUGAAAUUGCUCAUGACGGUCAAAGGAUUUAUAUCCUGGGAGGUGGAACUUCCUGGACAGCUUAUUCCUUGGAUAAGAUCCACGCCUACAACCUGGAAACCAACACCUGGGAGGAGAUCACCACGAAGCCUCACGAGAAAGUCGGUUUCCCAGCAGCCAGAAGAUGCCACAGCUGUGUGCAGAUUAAAAAUGGCUGGCUGCAUGUACAUCCACGGAGGGGUGGUCAACAUCCACGAAAACAAACGGACUGGCUCCCUGUUCAAAAUGUGGCUGGUGGUGCCCAGCCUGCUGGAACUGUGCUGGGAGAAGCUCCUGGAAUGUUUCCCUCACCUAGCAACUCUCUCCAGAUCCCAGCUUUUGCACCUUGGACUGACGCAGGGACUCGUUGAGCGACUAAAAUGAGCAAUCUCCCACUUCUGUCCAAGACUCACCACGUUGAAGAAUUCCCCCUCCCACCCCCUAUUUAUGGAUUCCACGGAUGGUCUUGCUAAGAACAUGGAGGAACCUGCUCAAGGCCUUACUCAGCAAAUACAUCAAUGCCUUUCCAGACAUGGUUACUUUUAGUCAUUGGAGAAAAAAGAGAAAGUCCCCUUUUUAUUUAUGGAGCUCUUAAGUUACACCAUUAAUCCAAAAGUAUUUUCUGAGACUAAGCAGCCAACCAGCACCCUGUCAUCAGCACACGCUUGCAGUUAAUUGGGGAGCUUAAUGAGUUACUGAAUGUCCGAGCCCGUGCUCAACGUGGCACCUUCACCUUGGUACUCCCACCAUGGCAUCCAGCGAGGGACACGAUGCAGAACGAGCACCAGGCUGCUCUUUGGCUGUGGCUGCCCCCUCCCUGGCAGCCAGCUGAGCCCCUGUCCAAAGCCAGCCCGUUCCCCCAGCCCUGCAUGUUCCCUGGGCAUGUUCCCACCCCGAGCCCCUGCAGACGGCUGGAACGUCGCCCGGGCCGCGAGCCCAGCUGGGCCUGCAGCUCCCCCGGUGCAGUGUCUGUGUCCUCCCCUUUUCACAGCGAAAGGUUUGCUUGGAAGACUGGGAAAAGGUUGCCACUUAAGGGACUACUGUGUAGUUUACUGGGGGUGGGGAGGGAAAAGCUUUUCCUGAGGCUUUUUGAACCUUUUUGCCUCGCUUUGCACCCACAACGAGCUCCAGCAAGGACUUACCCUGUAGAUUUCAGAGCUCUUGGAACCUGCUCAGCCAAGCCAUGGUUCUCAGCAUCUCCCAGCUUUUGGUUUUCCUUCCUCCCACACAUGCCAAAAAUUGGCCUUUUUCUUCUUGUUUCACGUUGCCCUGAGGGUGGGAGAUGUGAUUUAAAGCUGGCUUGGGGAGUGGCUUUGUGGAUCGCUCAGCCCAGGAAAUACAGCAUCCAAAAAAGGGAGAGGGAGCAACUGUCCCUCCUUCUGGGGACAGGGAUUGUCCCUGCACAGGAAGGGGUGCCUCUGGUCCUCUUGUGCUCUCUACACUGCAUUUGUUUAAGUGGCCACUGAACUCUGAACAGCUCCAGGCAUGAGGUUUGUGCAAAAUCCUUUUCAGUUGGAGCCCAUUUUUAAGUGCCUUUUGUUUUUAAAAUCAGCUUUUCCCAAUGCUUUCCUCUUCAUCAAAGGCAGAGGUUACACUCUGAGGUUUUAGUUUCUUUUUAAGAAAUGGCAUUUAUGUUUAAAUAAACCAUAGCAUUGUCUUCAUGUUGUUAAUCCAAA
Agelaius phoeniceus (red-winged blackbird) is the source of this 3393-nucleotide messenger RNA. Lineage: Eukaryota; Metazoa; Chordata; Aves; Passeriformes; Icteridae. The record is from RefSeq and is a predicted model, not a curated record.